Molecule: messenger RNA, 2753 nt
Organism: Cryptotermes secundus
Lineage: Eukaryota; Metazoa; Arthropoda; Insecta; Blattodea; Kalotermitidae
Gene: Sk2
Product: sphingosine kinase 2
Exons: 8
Coding region: 107-2074 (655 amino acids)
Biological process (GO): sphingosine biosynthetic process
Cellular component (GO): cytoplasm; intracellular membrane-bounded organelle; membrane
Source: RefSeq, a predicted model, not a curated record
UUCUCAUGAAUCGAAGUAUGUGACGUCCGCGCAUCUCUGAUGUCACUGAUUACGACAAUUUCUGCUGUGCACUGCUGUUUGUUUAGUUCGGUUUGGUAUUGGGAAGAUGGAUGAUGUUAGUGUGCACGGUGCUCCGGUGUUAGAAGAAACGUUUUACAUUCUCUCGAAGAAGAACACUGUGUAUCGAGUCAAAUUAACAGAGAAAGGACUCAGUCUGCAAAAGGAAAGUAAUGGUAGUACAAAAAUAGAAAUUAUUAGGAUUAAUGACAUCGUCGGCUGUCGGUGCUUGAGAAGCAAACGGAGAUCAGCUGGAUCUUGUGCAUGUCAUCCAAAUGCUAUUAGAAGAAAUAAUUUAAGAGUUGUAGAUGAAAACUCUAGCGAGCAAGAUGAGAAGGACAUCAGUGCCUAUCUAUAUAUAUACGCGUACGUUCUUAAAAAAAAUAGAGUCAAAUCGGGCCAGAAACGAGAACGGAUGACAAUCACGUUGAGGUUUCGAUCAUUUGACAAAUACGAUGACAACAUGAGGGAAGCUCAAAAGUGGAGGUUGGCUGUCAAAUGCCUCAUCAAGAAUAAGGCAAUUCCAAGGGGCAUACUGACCAGCGAAGAUUCACAAGUCACGGCCCAGUCUUUUUCACACCUGGAGGAGAGGAAGCUGUUGGUGUUGCUGAAUCCAAAGAGUGGUCCAGGAAAAGCACGAGAGAUCUUUCAACAGAGGGUAGUCCCAAUGCUGGCUGAAGCAGAAGUGUGUUUUGACUUACAUGUGACAAAACAUGCAAACUAUGCCAGGGACUUUGUGUGCACAAAAAAUAUUUAUCAGUGGCGUGGUUUGGUUGUGGUGGGAGGUGACGGAAUCAUGUUUGAGGUGAUCAACGGUCUCUUUGAACGUGAAGACUGGCAGAAAGCUGUAAAGGAACUGCCUAUUGGAGUCAUUCCAUGUGGAUCUGGAAAUGGGUUAGCCAAAGCUAUCAGCUAUGCCGUUGGAGAGCCAUAUGACCAGAACCCAGUUCUUAUCUCCACACUGUCUGUAAUAAAAUGCAGGUGUACACCUAUGGAUUUGGUUCGAGUGGAAACGAAGUCUCAGUUCCUGUUUUCCUUCUUGUCCGUGGGCUGGGGUCUCCUGUCAGAUAUUGAUAUUGAAUCCGAAAGAUUACGGGCCAUUGGUGGACAGCGAUUCACAGUGUGGAGUGUUGCUAGGCUUAUAGGACUGAGGACUUACCGAGGAAGACUGUGGUACCUGCCUGUGGCAGGUUGUAAGGUACAGUCUCCACAAAAUUAUGUGAGUGGACUGACUCGCAGUGUAAGCCACUGUGCUGAAACGGGUAACAAACCUCCAGACAUCUUUCCACCAAGUUCAUACACACCUGUCCAUCCUAGCCGCAGCUACCAUGACAGCAUUGAUGUACAUUACCGUCCAUUGCAGGGAGGAUAUUGUGAUGAGGACGCAGCUACAGACUCACUAAGCUUAGAAAACUCACUGGUGCAUACAUUGGAAGAUUCAGGAGAUGGAGUUGAAUCUGGUCGCCCAAGACUGGAUUCAUAUUACUCUGCUGCCUCCCGUCAUUCGGCAUAUUUCUCCACUGCCGGCUCAGAGUACCGGUCUCUGGCAGAUAAUGGUUCAUAUAUGGGUGUCCAAGGAGGCGGAGACAUACAACCUCGCCGGCUCAACAGCAGUGUCCGUAUGUAUGGACCUCCCUCACAACUGCCUGCAUUAACACAACCUGUCCCAGAUCACUGGAGCAGCAUUGAAGGUGACUUCGUAUUGGUUCAUGCAUCUUACCAAUCACAUCUUGGCUCUGACUGCCUAUUUGCUCCUAAUUCCAAAUUGGCAGAUGGAGUAAUCUGGUUGUUGGUGAUUCGUGCUGGUAUCAGUCGGAGCCAGCUACUUCAGUUCCUUCUGGGUCUUUCAUCUGGAACCCACUUGUUAGUUCCCCAAGCAGAAAUGAUUCCUGUUACUGCCUUCAGACUGGAGCCUGAAACAUCAGGUGGACAUAUCACUGUAGAUGGAGAAGCUGUCGAUUAUGGACCAAUCCAGGCAGAAAUCAUGCCCAAUCUUGCAAACAUCAUGUCGAUGUAAGCUGCAGUGUACAAAGAUGGUAUUCAGUGAGAACGAGAGUGUAAAGCACUUUGUUGAAGGCUGUUUUCAUGCCACAAUCCUUUAUUGUUAUGGCAUAUAACAGUAUUGUUGUGAUGUUAGUCCAUUAGUUGGAUAUUUAUGAGUAGUUAUUGUUUAAAGUAAGUCUUCAUGGAUGCUGUCCCAGGACUUCCUUUGUGAUGUAGAUUACAUUCCAAGGACUGAUUUAAUGUUAGGCCUAAUUAUUGUUUGUGCAGAUGCAUAAAAUAUGUAAUAUAUCUGAAAAAAUUUAGUAUAAUUCAAAUGUUACUGGGUCCACCAUCUCACAUGGAACACAUCUUUCUGUAAAACUUACUAAAGGUUAUUCUCUUUAAAAGUUUUGCACAUCAUAUAACUUUUAACUUUUUGAAAGUUCUUCACUGCAUGUUUCAGCCGAAAUGGUUAUCAUCAGAUGUAUAAAAUUAUAGUUGAGGAAACUGCUAUGCUUCUCCUAUUGUGGCUUCAGUUAUUAAUUUUUAAUGUAAGGUCUCCUCUGUGCACAUGUGUAUGUGUAACAUGUAUGAAGUUACCGUUAUUAUUGCUGAUUGCCUGUAUGUGCUCUUUAUAUCUAGUAUGAAACGUUUGGCCUGUCUGUCCUGUAUCUUUCAGUGGGCAACCCAUACAUUUCAUUUGGUAUAUGCUA